UGCCGGUGCUGCUACUGUCUCUCCGUCGGUAAAGAGCAGCUGCAGUCUUGUCGGGUCGGUAUUUCAGUGCAGUUCUUGAGAUAAACCGGUAUAGUGUGUAGAGUGGGUUAAUAGUCGUGUGAUGUGUGAUUCUAAAUAACUUUUCAGAACCGAUAAACAUUGUGAAAAUCAUAAAUCAUCAUUAUUAAACAAGAAAAAAAAUGACAGAUGUGUGCUUGAUCAACUGACACAAAAAAAUCAAUUGUGGAAAGUGUACUUUAAAACAAUGAAAAAAACUCGCUGCAAACAAGGGGAAGAAUCUUGGUCGGAGUUUCUGCGGGGAGGCAUCAUAACCACACCUAUUUGUCAACGUUAAGAGCUUCUUCCGCACAUUCUUCAAAGGCAGCCGCUGCUGGCGCAUAGAAGAAAAAAGAAAUAAAAAACCUGGAAUACUGAAUGGGACGUGAUAAAGCGAAAAGAAGCAGCAGUAGUUUAUUAUUUAUAUAUGCUUUAUGAACUUCGUGUCUCGAGUGUGGUGUAAAUUUCAAAUAUUACUUUGUGAGGGAAGAAAGAGAAUGGUUCGAGAAGACUAACACAAAUGGAUAUAUGAAUAAGAACAUUUUGUUCUGAACUGUGUGUGAGUAAAUUUCUCUCGUUUUCUCCGAGAGGUGGAGCUAAAGUUUCAACAUGAACAAACACUGGAAGCUGAAAGUAGAGAUGCAAUGUAACAUUCAACGAAAUUAGGAUAACAUCUGCUAGCAAACGGUGCUCCAGCCAGAAAAGGAGCCUAAGCUGCCUCCGUGUUUCAUUACAAAGUUCUUUAGAGUGUAGAUCGACGAAAAAAUCAACACAUUGACAAUUUCACUUUGACUCCGCCCCCUUUUCGCAGUUCUGAAGCUAUAUCUGCACGAACACUUUCAAACACUAAACACUGUACGCCACGACUGGGCGUAUUCAUUCUGACCAUCGAAAAAGAGAGCGCCGAUAAUAAUAUGGCGUCAUUAGCUCUCACGGUGCGCGUUUCGAGUGGCAACCGAACUCUCUCGCGAUAGACGUAUGAGAGAGUUUAUGUACUUCUGUAUUAGUGAGCGGCGUGAUUUUAGAAUCUUUUGACUGAACCGGAACCGAAACUACUCCGACGACAGCAACAGCAGGGAAGAUUUAACCCGCGAGACGAAACGAACUAGUCACAACAAAUGCCAUCACCUGUGGGGCCACUCUCGGUUCCAUAUCACUGUUAAGCCGAAUACAAAUGGAAGGAUUUUUUUACGAGCCACUAAAACCCCCUCUUAUGGAUGGAUCACAGUGGAGACGAUGCGACGUAAAACGUGGCGUGGCGUGGCGUGGCAUGGCGUGCGGUGGUCCCACGUGCACACCACGAUUCGCACUUGCGACCGAGAGUUGCUCCAUAAUCGUAACUUUCAAUUAGGCCGUAAACCCAAUAUGGGAGAAGACGAAUUUACUGCGCGUCCUUUGCGCUGUCUUAGCUGAAGCAGCAGCAGUAGUAGGUACUAGCAAGCGGUGGAGAGUGUCUUCUGUGGUGGAAAAGCUAGUGAAAAAAUUAGCGGUACUUGAGAUGUACGUGGGGAUAUGUGCGUCUUUAGCACUACAUGAGAAAAGUGUAUGUAUAACGAUUUCCCAUCGAAACCACCGCCGCCUAUGUGCUUCUCCGUUAUGUGCGAGCUUACGUGAAAAUCUAGCCAACUAACUUAUCAGCCGAAUAUUAAGUGGCCGCUGUGUAUCGUCGCAGCUUUGUAUGUGAUUAGAUGCGUUUUCGCACCACCUGUCCGACGCAUACCACCCUCCCGAACCGAAACCGCUGCUACUGCUUGCUACCGAUUGCGAAGGUUUUCGAUUCCACCGCGAGCUAGCACCGGACCGGAGUUCAUCUCAGCUUUUCCUUCGCGCCAUGCGUUAGUUUAGAGUUAAAUCUCGGCGCGCGCGCAACUAAGCACCCCAAAAAUAAAAAAUACGACCCAAAAAAAGGGCAGCUGUUUGUUUGUUUCUUGGUGAAAUAACCCCGACAGGCGAACACCCGGACGGAUCACGAUGGAAGCCUACGCGGUGGGCAGUGUGCUGCUGGCAUCGAAAAUAGCCACCAUUUUCCGAGUUUUAUCACCCAUUACGACAGUCGUACUGCUGAUUACAGUCUGUGGGAUCUACACGUACAGGAGACGGCGCGCCUACCUGGUGCAUCACAUUAACAAGCUGCCCGGUCCGUACAUGAUCCCGCUGAUCGGAAAUGGGCUGCAGGCCACGCUGGGUGCUAAGGAUGAGUUCCUCGACCGCGUGGUUGGCGCACAGAAGCUGUACGGCCGCCGAAUCGGUCUGAGCCGCGUUUGGAACGGGCCCAUUCCCUAUGUGAUGAUCUCCAAGGCGAGUGCCGUUGAGCCCAUCCUAAGCAACCCGAAGCUAGUGGAAAAGAGUGCCGAUUACGAAUUUCUGAAACCGUGGCUAGGCAACGGCUUGCUGACAUCUCCCGCCAGUGUGUGGCACCCGCGGAGGAAAGCACUAACACCUGCAUUCCACUUUAAAAUUCUUUCGGAUUUCGUACACAUUUUCCACAGGCAGAGCCUUAUUUUUCUGGAAAAACUAGGCGAACAGCUUGACAACACCGACGGCUUCAAUAUUGUCCCAAUGGCGACACUAUGUGCGUUGGACAUUUUCUGUGAAACGGCCAUGGGUUGCUCGGUACACGCACAAAACAAUUCCGAUUCCGAAUACGUUCGAGCACACAAACAAAUCGGAAAAAUCAUCCGCAACCGCUUGCAGAAAGUCUGGAUGCAACCAGACUUCAUCUUCAAGCUAACCGACGAAUACCGAAAACACCAGGAGUGUCUCGCCGUGCUGCACGAAUUCUCCGACCGUGUUGUACGGGAACGUAAGGCCGAACUGAUAAAACGUCGCCAGAACUCGGAAACGGCCGUCGAUCUUAACAACAACUCCCCUGCAGAAGAAGACGACCAUGGAUCACGUAAAAAGCAGCUAGCCUUUCUAGAUCUACUGAUCGAGGGUUCGCUCGAUGGGAACGGAUUGUGUGACGUAGCUAUCCGAGAGGAAGUCGACACGUUCGUGAUAGGUGGACACGAUACCACGGCAGCCGCUAUAUCGUGGAUUCUUUUGCUUUUGGGUUCGGAUCAGACGGUUCAGGAUCGUGUUUUCGAAGAGAUCGAUCAAAUUAUGGGUGGAGAUCGGGACCGGAUACCGACGAUGCAAGAGCUCAGCGAGAUGAAGUUCCUCGAAUGUUGCAUCAAGGAAACUCUUCGGCUAUAUCCAAGCAUACCGCUCAUCGCUCGUCGUUUGACGGAAGACGUACGAGUUCAAGACUACACCAUUCCUGCCGGUACAAACGCUAUGAUAGUGGUCUAUCAGUUACAUCGAGAUCCAACGGUUUUUCCCAAUCCGGAUAAAUUUAAUCCGGACAACUUUCUGCCAGAGAACUGCAACGGGCGGCAUCCGUACGCAUACAUCCCAUUCAGCGCUGGACCGCGUAACUGCAUCGGACAAAAGUUCGCGAUUCUCGAAGAGAAAACCGUUAUAUCCACCGUUCUGAGAAAGUUUCGCAUCGAAGCUGUUGAACGGAGGGAAGAUGUCAAAUUAUUGGGUGAUUUAGUUCUGAGGCCCCGCGACGGACUGAAAAUCAAAGUCAGUCGAAGAUUGUGAGCUGUGACAAAAUUACCAUCUACAUUCUUACUAGAUUUUAAGUUUCAACCAUAUUCUUACCAAAAGGCAGUCUAAACUGUCUGUAAAAGGUGAUUGAACCGAGCAUGGUGCAAACAAAAUAAAAUAAACAACGCCUGCCGGUCACCACAAUAAAACCAUUCCUUUCACUUUCAUCUACAAACAUCAGAGCUGCAACUCGGAUCCGACUGCUGUCCGCAGAUCAGAGGGAUUCAUCCUUGAAAAAGAACAAAACUGAACAGCGACGCCACUCGCGGUUUCCUUAUGGUUGCCCUAAGUGUUG
Messenger RNA from Topomyia yanbarensis, 3943 nucleotides. RefSeq names its product cytochrome P450 4c3-like. The record is from RefSeq and is a predicted model, not a curated record. Lineage: Eukaryota; Metazoa; Arthropoda; Insecta; Diptera; Culicidae. The transcript has 6 exons. Gene Ontology annotation, molecular function: heme binding; iron ion binding; monooxygenase activity. The coding region runs from base 2029 to 3642 and encodes 537 amino acids.